Molecule: messenger RNA, 563 nt
Organism: Cynara cardunculus var. scolymus (artichoke)
Lineage: Eukaryota; Viridiplantae; Streptophyta; Magnoliopsida; Asterales; Asteraceae
Product: protein yippee-like At5g53940
Exons: 6
Coding region: 65-448 (127 amino acids)
Cellular component (GO): ubiquitin ligase complex
Source: RefSeq, a predicted model, not a curated record
CCUUACGACACGUCACGUAACUAGGAAAAUGGGCGGUGGAUGUGGAUUUCUUGGUUAGAGAGAAAUGGGUCGGAUAUUUUUGGUGGAGUUAGAAGGAAGGACUUACAAAUGCAAGUUCUGCAAAACAAAUUUAUCCCUCGCCGAGAAUGUCGUUUCACGGGGUUUUCAUUGCCGCAGAGGAAAAGCAUACCUGUUCAGCAACGUGGUGAACGUCACAGCUGGACCCGUUGAGGAGAGGAUGAUGCUUUCAGGAAUGCAUACUGUUACGGAUAUAUUUUGUGUAUGCUGUGGACAAAUCGUUGGCUGGAAAUAUGAGACUGCACAUGAACAAUCCCAAAAGUAUAAAGAAGGCAAAUUUGUUCUUGAAAGAGGAAGGAUCAUCGACGGACUUGAUUCAGAAUUUUACAUUGAUACCCGUCCGAGUUCAAGCGAUGCUGAAGAAGCCUAGUGUUACUGUUUUCCCUAGACUAAUAUAUACAUACAAGAAUAAAUGGUGUAAGAUGAUGGAAAAAUGUUUUUGUAUGUUGGAAAUAAGUUGUAGAUUGUUGCUGUGUUGGAUCGUC